AUGGUCACCGGUAAAUCGCAGCCUGGCGCCGAGCCAAUCCAACCAUUCCCUGCUACCUCUCCUGAACCCGCCGGCUCGAGCUCUCCACCCUCUAGGCGUGAUCUCGCUUCGUGGUGGAGACAGUUCAAACGGAACACGAGGAAGGAUGAACUCAAAGACACUCCUCGAGGCAUCUUCAGUGUACCCCUCAAUGUCAGCAUCAAGUACGCCAACGUCGCCAUUUCUUUGACCAAUGACCACGGCGAGAGCUUCAUUUAUGGAUACGUGCCGAUUGUUGUCGCCAAGUGCGGUGUGUUCCUCAAGGAAAAAGCAACGGAUGUCGAGGGCAUCUUCCGUCUCAAUGGGUCAGCCAAACGCAUCAAGGAUCUGCAAGAGAUCUUUGAUUCUCCCGAACGGUAUGGAAAGGGGCUGGAUUGGUCCGGUUAUACUGUGCACGAUGCGGCCAAUGUCCUCCGUCGGUACUUGAACCAGCUGCCCGAGCCGAUUGUCCCUUUGGAAUCCUAUGAGCGGUUUCGCGAGCCCUUGCGGAUCUACCAGAAACAGGUCCAGGACAACCAGGAAACGACCGAUGCAGAGAAAUUUGACCACACUAAGGCGGUCGAAACCUACCAACGCCUGAUCAUUGAGUUGCCUCCGCUGAACAAGCAGCUACUUCUCUACAUCCUUGAUCUCCUCGCUGUAUUCGCCUCCAAGUCCGAUCAAAACCGCAUGACCUCAGCCAAUCUGUCCGCCAUCUUUCAACCCGGAUUACUCUCUCAUCCCCAGCACGACAUGUCCCCGGAGGAAUACAAGUUGAGCCAGGAUGUCUUGAUCUUCUUGAUCGAGAACCAGGAUCAUUUCCUUUUCGGGAUGAGUGGCACCGCAGCAGACGAACAAACUAUGAAGGAGGUUGAAGCCGGUGUGGCCUCGUGGCCGACCUCGCACUCCAAUAUCCGGCGCUCGGUCUCGAGCGCUAGCGGGAGCACCGAAGGCCCCCGCAAGCUGGACACGCUGCGCCGCAAUGUCUCUGUGUCAUCCCGCAACUCCCGCAACUCGAAUACAGCCCCCAGCCCAGGAACUCCUACAUCCAUGUCUGGUGGUGUCCAUCGAAGUAAUACCUUACCAUCGAAGAUGGGCCCUGUCAUCACCUCUGCUCGCUUUGCGCGAUCAAAUGAAACCGGCUCGGCCAAUCCGUCCGGUCUCUCUGUUUCCCACCAUAGCUCCCGGUCGGCGAGCCGAACUCCUUCAGUCCGUGAGGAGAGUGAGCAGCCAAACCCCAACCAACCGACGUCGGGGUCAUCCACGCCAGGGAACUCAUAUGUUCACACAUCAACCCACGGUCCUGUACCUAUGGCGGCAGCUGGACGCAUGAGUCUUAGCGAGACCCCUCGACCCCAGGAGAACCUGCAACCUCCAACCUCUCCACCCCCGCAGGUGGUGACACCGACCCGCGAACGCAAACUCUCCAGCUUGUUCGCCAAGUCUCCGCCUGCGGAUGGGGAGCAAAAGGAAAUCCGGCAACCAAAUCGACUGAGGAAGAAACGUAUUCCCGGAAGCGCCAGUGUGAGUGCACAAAGCUCAUCCAAUUCUCUACACAACCCAGUCUUGGAAUCCAAUCCAGACACGGGGUCGGAGUCCAAACAAGAGCGACGCUCGGUGGACGUCGCAGUGGGAGAGACCACCCCGCGUCCUAGCAACACCGCAACUCUGGGCGCUCGGGAGAACCCGUCGGACCUGAACCCGGCGCUAGGAGAAUCCAGCUCGCAACCCAACACCGAACACUCCCUUCGACCACAUCAAUCCCGUACUCCGUCCAUGAACUCCCGCUCCUCUUUCACCGAUCAGUCGGAUCUCGAUCAGCCCGAGGACGGGACCCGUUCAGACCGCCGCGAUAACCGCCGCAGUUGGCGGUUUCCGCGCUCCUCCAAGCGAAGUAGCGAUCAGAUUGGGCUAGGUGUCGCGUCCCCACCUCUACUGGCGACCAAUCCAGGUGCAGAGCAGAGCAGCAGCUCGAUCGGUAGCGGUCAGCAUCAAACCGCGGACCCGUCCAGCCAACCCCUCAGCUUGGAUGCUGGGGUUCAAGGCCAAAAUGCCACUGCCUCCGACUCGGAGAAGAAAAGUCUGUUUGGAAAGUUCAAAGCCAAAGUCGCCUCGGUUCGUGACGGAGGGAAGGAUGAACGAGAACGAACCAAGAGUCCAAACCGACCAGACACAGACCCCUCGGCCACCACCCAACCCUUGUCCCCUGUGAAUGCAGAACAAGCCAACGGCAAGUCUCCUUCAAUCGAAGUACCCCAAGAGCCUGCCAAAGAGGAGUCUGUCCGCUCCCCGGUUUCACCCCUUUCUGGAUCUGGUCUUCCCCCUGCGAUUCCCGAGGAACCGCACAGUCCAGAGGCACCCUCUGCCCCUGUUGCAGACUCACCCAAAGAGGAUGCGCAAGCACCACCUAGCGAAAGUGUACCUACGUCUGAGCCGACCAUAUCUGACCCACCGAAGGAGACUGGGCCUUCGAGUUGA
This is a messenger RNA of Penicillium alfredii, 2496 nucleotides long. RefSeq lists its product as uncharacterized. Gene Ontology annotation, biological process: activation of GTPase activity; signal transduction; regulation of fungal-type cell wall organization. Bases 1 to 2496 code for a protein of 831 amino acids. Gene Ontology annotation, molecular function: GTPase activator activity. The record is from RefSeq and is a predicted model, not a curated record. The transcript is spliced from 3 exons. Gene Ontology annotation, cellular component: cell cortex. NCBI's taxonomy places the organism in Eukaryota, Fungi, Ascomycota, Eurotiomycetes, Eurotiales, Aspergillaceae.